AUGUCUACAUCAAAAUACACGCUGGACGAAAGUCUCGGUGAGUCAUGGGUGGAAUUAAACCCCGCGCAGCUGGCUGACAGAAUAACACCCUUGCCAUUCGGAAGUGGUGGAGAAGAGUAUCUUCGUCUGUUAAGAGAAGCCCAAAGGGACUCGACACACUCCUCAGCGAGACACUCUCUAGCUUCUUCGCGGCGAGACACACCCAGAGAUAGUCCCAAGAGCCCACCCAACAGUCCUAAUACCGAGCGAUCUACUGACGAUGAUCUCAAAGGAGUAUAUAUAAAUUACAGCUGUGCCAAGCUGAAACUAAUGUCGCGAGGAGCGUUCAUAUCAAUUGAUAGGGACUGGAAAUUCAAGCAUCCACUGGGCAUGACCAAAAGAAAAACUUACAGCAUUCGCACAGCCAAGGUCGGCAAGAAUGGGCUUUUCUCCAAGGAAGUUCUUUACACAUUAUUCUUGUCUAAUUUGCUGUCACUCAUCAUUGGCACUGGUUUUGGAGUAUGGCUGACCAGACGGGGACUGAUGAUGACACGUGUGGCUAUUGAGUGA
This is a messenger RNA of Cotesia congregata, 549 nucleotides long. The record is from the annotation of a GenBank genome assembly. Lineage: Eukaryota; Metazoa; Arthropoda; Insecta; Hymenoptera; Braconidae.